GAGAAGCAGAAGCUCCGCUCUGGUCGGCAGUCCACGCCUCCGCGCUGCUACAGUGUUGUUGGAGAAGACAAACAGGAGCUGCUCGCAUCGAGUUACCUUCAAAACGCAGGAGAUGCCAUGAAGAGGAAUGUAAGACUGAUGUAAUCAAGAGAUAAACUUUAAGAAAAUGAUGUCCCAAGGGAGCUCAAGUACUCAGCAAAUGUUGUCUGAUGGUCUCCACACUGACGAAGAUCAUGAAAGAAUGCAAAAUUGCACAGCCAAGGAAAGAACUCACUCCUGCUCUGAGUGUGGGAAGACUUUUAAAGAUGCAAGUUCCCUCAAAAUACACCAGCGCAUCCACACUGGAGAGAAACCGUAUGAUUGUACAGACUGUGGGAAACGUUUCACUCAACAGUGUAAUCUCCAGAAACACCAGCGCAUCCACACAGGAGAGAAACCGUUUCGCUGCUUAGAGUGUGGGAAGAGUUUUAAAGAUGUCAGUUCUCUCAAAAUACACCUGCGAAUUCACACAGGAGAGAAAAGAUAUCACUGCUUAGAGUGUGGAAAGAGUUUUAAAGAAGGGGGUACCCUCAGAACACACCAGCGCAUUCACACUGGAGAUAAGCCGUAUGUCUGCUCAGAUUGUGGGAAACGUUUUACUCAGUGGAUUGUCCUGCAAAGACACCAGCGCAUUCACACAGGAGAGAAACCGUAUUACUGCUCAGACUGUGGGAAAAGUUUUACUGUACAGAGUAAUCUGCUUAGACAUCAGCGCAUUCAUACAGGAGAGAAACCGUAUUACUGCACAGAGUGUGGAAAGAGUUUUACUCGACAGAGUCACUUUCAAACACACCUGUACAUCCACACAGGAGAGAAACCGUUUCAGUGCUUAGAGUGUGGGAAGAGUUUUAAAGAUGGUGGUACCCUCAAAACACACCAGCGCAUUCACGCAGGAGUGAAACCGUAUGUCUGCUCAGAGUGCGGGAAGAGCUUUACUCGACAGAAUCACCUCCAAAAACAUCUGCGUGUCCACACAGGAGAGAAACCGUAUCACUGCCCACAGUGUGGGAAGAGUUUUACUCAACAGAAUCAUCUGCAAACCCAUCAGCGCAUUCACACAGGAGAGAAACCGUAUCUGUGUGCAGACUGUGGGAAGAGUUUUACUGUUGCGAGUAAUCUCCAUAUACACCAGCGCAUUCACACAGGAGAGAAACCGUAUGAUUGCUUAGAGUGCGGAAAGAGCUUCACUCGACACAAUCAUCUCCAAAAACAUCUGCGCGUUCACACAGGAGAAAAACCGUAUCACUGCUCAGAGUGUGGGAAGAGUUUUACGGCACAAAGUAGUCUUCAGCUACACCAGCGCACUCACACAGGAGAGAAACCAUAUGAUUGCUUAGAGUGUGGGAAGAGUUUUAUUCAGCAGAGUAGUCUCCAAAAACACCAGCGUGUUCACACCGGAGAGAAACCGUACACUUGCUCAGAGUGUGAGAAGAGUUUCAGGCAUUUAAAUACUUUAAAGACACACCAGCGCAUCCACACAGGGGAGAAACCGUAUGACUGUCCAGACUGUGGGAAGAGUUUUACUCAGCAGAGUAGUCUCCAAAAACACCAGCGCACUCACACAGGAGAGAAACCCUAUCACUGCUUAGAAUGUGGGAAGAGCUUUACAGGUAGAGGUAUCCUCAGAACACACCAGCGAAUUCACACAGGAGAGAAACCAUUUGUCUGCUCAGAGUGUGGGAAGAGUUUUACAGAUGGAAGUAUCCUCAAAACACACCAGCGAAUUCACACUGGAUAUAAGCCAUAUAAUUGCUCAGAGUGUGGGAAGAGUUUUACUCAGUGGAAUAUCCUCCAAAGACACCAGCGUAUUCACACAGGAGAGAAACCGUUUGACUGUUUAGACUGUGGGAAGAGUUUCAGUGUACAGAGUAGUCUCCAAAGACACCAGCGCAUUCACACAGGCGAGAAACCAUAUUAUUGCUCAGAGUGUGGGAGGAGUUUUACUCGACAGAGCCAUUUCCAAGCACAUCAGCGCAUCCACACAGGAGACAAACCGUAUUACUGUUCAGAGUGCGGGAAGAGUUUUAAAGAUGGAAGUUCCCUCACAACACACCAGCGCAUUCACACAGGAGAGAAACCGUAUCACUGCUCGGAGUGUGGGAAGAGUUUUUCUCAGAAGAAUAGUUUGCAAACCCAUCAGCGCGUUCACACAGGAGAGAAACCGUAUCUUUGUGCACACUGUGGGAAGAGUUUUACUGUACUUAGUAAUCUCCAAACACACCAGCGCAUCCACACAGGAGAGAAACCUUAUGAUUGCUCAGAGUGCGGGAAGAGCUUCACACGUCAGAAUCAUCUCCAAAAACAUCUGCGUGUUCACACAGGAGAAAAACCGUAUCACUGCUCAGAGUGUGGGACGAGUUUUACUGCACAGAGUAGCCUCCAAACACACCAGCGCAUUCACACAGGGGAGAAACCGUAUAAUUGCUUAGAGUGUGGGAAGAGCUUUAAUCAGCAGAGUAGUCUUCAAAAACAUCAGCGCAUUCACACAGGAGAAAAGCCGUAUCAUUGCUCGGAGUGUGGGAAGAGUUUCAGGCAUUCAAAUACUUUAAAGACCCAUAAAUGUGCUAAGGAGGGGGAGACAGCUCAUGAUAUGAGUUUGUCUAAUCAAGAAACCUGAUUUUUCUUAUAACGUAGGGUGUCAUGAGUUAUGUAACCUCAAAUCAAGUCAAGCGGUUUUUGUCAUUCCUCAA
Colossoma macropomum (tambaqui) is the source of this 2729-nucleotide messenger RNA. RefSeq names its product gastrula zinc finger protein XlCGF26.1-like. The coding region runs from base 167 to 2656 and encodes 829 amino acids. Gene Ontology annotation, molecular function: RNA polymerase II cis-regulatory region sequence-specific DNA binding; DNA-binding transcription repressor activity, RNA polymerase II-specific. The record is from RefSeq and is a predicted model, not a curated record. Gene Ontology annotation, biological process: negative regulation of transcription by RNA polymerase II. The transcript is spliced from 3 exons. Lineage: Eukaryota; Metazoa; Chordata; Actinopteri; Characiformes; Serrasalmidae.